Molecule: messenger RNA, 2797 nt
Organism: Lethenteron reissneri (Far Eastern brook lamprey)
Lineage: Eukaryota; Metazoa; Chordata; Hyperoartia; Petromyzontiformes; Petromyzontidae
Product: receptor expression-enhancing protein 5-like
Source: RefSeq, a predicted model, not a curated record
UUUUCGGGUUCCAGGAAGUCUGAAUGUUCUGACUUCCCAGAUCUCGUCCUGACGACGCUUGUCACGGUGCCAAGUGAUUUGUCACGUGUCCCAACUGCUGCUAGGCCUGGCUGUGAGAAUUCUCCCUCGACUCCAUCGGCUGAGCGGGCCGGAACGACCACCAUCGCCGCGUUGUUAAACGUUCGCACGCCACGCGGGGCAGUUUCAUUCGCUUGGCCGUGUCAGGUGGUGGAGGGUUUGGCGAGAGAGAGACGAGCAAACUUCACAUAUGCAGGUGUCAGGGUCCGGAUCGAACCCACGACCUCCUGCACACUCCCCCCUUCUCACCCUACCACUCAGGAAACCUCCGCUGCUCGUGGUGGUGGUGGUGGCUGCGUUUAUAACCACCGCCGUGCGUGUCUCUCCACAGGCUUUGCUGCCGUCAUCGCGAUGUACCUCGCCGUCGGCUACGGAGCGUCGCUGCUGUGCAACCUCGUGGGCUUCUGCUACCCCGCCUACCGCUCGAUCGCGGCGAUCGAGAGCUCCAGCAAGGAGGACGACACCAAGUGGCUCACCUACUGGGUGGUCUACGGACUCUUCUGCGUCGGGGAGUUCUUCUCCGACCUCGUCCUCUACUGGUUCCCCUUCUACUACUUCUUCAAGUGUGCCUUCCUCGUGUGGUGCAUGGCGCCCGUGUCGUGGAACGGCUCCACCGUCAUCUACCAGCGCAUCAUCCUGCCCUGGUUCCAUGCCCACGCGGCACAGGUCGACCGCGUGAUGGAAGACCUGGGCGGGCGGGCGCGCGAGGCGGCCGACGCUGCCACGUCACGAGCCGUUGGCCUCGCGACAGCGGCCUUGGGCUCCAAGGACAAGAAAAGUUCGUGACUGCGACAGCGCUCGGCGCCGCCGCCGCCACGGAGCUGACCGACGCUGCGGGCGAAUCGACCUCUCUUCCGCGGCCGCUGAAUCCGGCUCGUGGUGGGGGGCGGUGGGGGGUGGUGGGGGGGUGUGUGGGGGGUGGGGAGCCGGGGAGUCCAUGCGGGGGUCGGGGGUCAGGGGUUAAUUAUUUUUUUGCCACUCCAUGCCACGUCGUCGGGUCGUGCCGCCCGGCCGCGUGGGGGCGGCACGGCUCGGUUUGCGGCCAGCGCGAAUCGGCGAGUUUCGGCGUUCACCGACCGGCGGUUUUGGCUUUUGAGAGGGAGCAAGGGGUGAAGUGGCGAGUUGGGAAGUUUUUCCCCGCCCGGUGUUUCAGGUCUGCCACGGGUCCACGCUGCAUUUCUUUACAUCUCUCUUUCUCUUGCCCUCCAUGUCUCUCCGUAUCCAUCUCUCUCUCUCUCUCGAGAUGGAUAGGGAGAGAGCAACAGAGGUGGGGGGGUGUUUGUUGCGUUGUUUUUCAAGUUUGCCAGCAUUGUCGCCCCCCCCCCACCUUCUCCGCGUAACGAAAUCCAGUCUCUCCCAAGAGCUGCGACGUCCUUCCGUCUGUUUGCGUUCAUCAACGAAUUCCCUCCGUCCCUUGCGAUGCAUUCUCACCGCGAAGUCUGUGUCGCUUCGUUUCUGGAACGACGGCUUCACUAUCGCGGUCUUCUCCGUUCAAAUACAUGUUAAGGUUGUAGCAUGCUGCAUGCGCAGUAUGCAGUGUGCAGCACGUGCAGUGUGCAGCAUGCUGCACGCACAGUAUGCACCAUGCUGCACGCACAGUAUGCAGCGGCGGGCCGAAUCUAGAAGCGUAACCGCAUGUGUGCCCGCGCUGGUACGCGUGUGCGCAUGUGUGUGUGUGCGCGUGCGUGCUGUAUGUGUGCGUGUGUGCGUGUGCCCGCGCUGGUACGCGUGUGUGUGCGCGUGUGUGCGUGUGUGCACGUGCGCAUGUGUGUGUGUGUGUGCGUGUGCCCGCGAUGGUACGCGUGUGUGUGCGCGUGUGUGCGUGUGUGCACGUGCGCAUGUGUGUGUGUGUGCGCGUGUGUGUGUGCGUGUGUGUGUGCAUGUGUGUGUGCAUGUGUGUGUGUGUGUGCGUGUGUGUGUGUGUGUGCGCGUGUGUGUGUGAACGGUUGCGCAGUGUUUUGCACGCUGCGCCGCGAACCUGGCGAGCCGAGUUCCAUGCCAACACGAGUGUUCGGUUAUCGGAACUUGUCCCGGGCCUCCUCCAGGUCGGCUCGGCCUUAAAUGAGUGGCAGCUCUGUGGUGUGUAGACAUCGGCACUUGGGGGGGAGCAAAGGUGGCCGAGCACAGGUAUCGGCCACACCACUCCUCUUUCGCGUACCCUGCCGGCCUGUAUAGGCGCUCACUCGCAGCACUUGCCCUUACAGUUUGUUGAGGCUACACGGGGGAUCUUCGUCUUUGUUCCUCAUGGCGUAGAGAGAUCCGAUUCGGCAUCAGGUGUGUGCGGUGCGUCACCACGUAGCGCGUAAUGGAACGGCGAAGAUUUGUAAAACGUGGGAGAAGGCGGAUCGCGAGGCGUUCGAUUGUGUUAAACUCUGGCUGCAAAUGUUCUUGCCCAGCCAGGAAAACCAUCUCCAUGGCCAGCUCUGAAUGCGCUACUGUGGCCAUGGGGUGAUUGCCGUGUGUCGGAGUGGUUCAACUGCCCUACCGUUUAAUCUCUUUGAAUAUAAACAGAGGGCUCGGUUGUGGAAGUUAUCUUGCGUUUCUCACACCUGCCCCCCCUCCCUCCCAUUCACGAACGAAGGAUUGUGGCACUGUCUGUUCCCAACACUUUGCCAGGCACCUGCGGAUGACCGUCGCUUGCCUGGGGCGUAAUUUAAAAGUCGACGGGGAUUAGUUUAUAAUUUAUCGUUGAAUAAAAGUUGAUCCAAUAAAAACAAAA